ACAGUUAUCAUAAGCUUAUUUAAUAGUAAGUCAUGUCACUAUAUUUUAUUGCAGGCAAUUGCGAGUUUAAAUAGGGCUCACGCGUUGCAAUUACAUAAAUCGUUUAUUCAAUGUAGCAAAGCAGGUUCCAUUUAUGAUAACAAGGUCAGUUGAUACCAAUUAUUUUGAACGUAUCCAAAUGUUUCAUGCCCUUGUUUACGUCUUUGGCACAAAUAUGUGUACUCUUGCACAAACUGCGAAAAGCAUCUGGUGAAAGAUAACAAGUUAAAACAGGUGUAGAGUCUUGUGUUUAAAGCCUCAACUAAAAACACAUUGCUUAGCAUUGUUUCGAAAGCCUUUAAAACACCCACUAAGGUGCGCCUCACCUACCAGCUUUUUAACGCCCACGUGUGUGUUUAAAAAAAGUAUUUGACCGCUAGAUACAUUAUUUCCAUCAAUAAUAGAUGAAUCUAGUGGUAAGAGCGGAGACGGAGCUGUGGGGAGGGGUCUCCUAGUCAGAUCAGGCAAUCCUUUGGUCUGAGAUAAGGACGGGAGGAGUGGCCUUCGGAUAACUCCGGGCGCUCGAUGGGGCAAUAGGGAAUCACUAGCCUAAUGAGAGAGAGCUCCCCUCAUCAUCAAAGACGCGCUCACACAGACUAGAGAGUGGCGGCUUCAGCUCCAACCAGGGACGACACGCCGCAGCCUGACUGGCCGCCUGCCUCCUCUCUCUCUCCCUGGCCCUGCCUGCCACCCCAGCCCCGGCCUGACGGCCUCGUUCCUGUAAUGAUACUAUGGGUUGUGUUGCCAACUCCACCGGGACUCAACUGCUGUUACAACUGGAAGCUCUAAGAACCGCGGCGCAACUUUCCCAACUCUACCACCUCACCGAGAACAGCAAGAUUUAUUAUAAAGCUAUUAGGGAUAUUGAAGUGGGGGAGGAGCUCCUGGUGUAUAUGAAGGACGGACUUUUCCCGGAGGGAUCGAUGGCUCCGAACCUAGAAGACGAGCAGAUGUACCGCUGCGAGGACUGUGACGAGCUGUUCACCUCAGGCCUGGAGCUGCGACGGCACCAGAAGUACUCGUGCGCCAGCGCCGGCUCCCUGUUCGACACGCUCAGCAACGAGGACUUCAAGCAGGAGCGCGACGACAGCGACCAUGAGCCCGUCCAUGAGUGCAAGGAUUGCGAGAAGAUCUUCCCCAACGAGUACAGUCUGGGCCAGCACAUGAUUGUGCACACAGAGGAGCGGGAGUACAAGUGUGACCAGUGUCCCAAGGCCUUCAACUGGAAGUCCAACCUCAUCCGUCACCAGAUGUCCCACGACAGCGGAAAGCGGUUCGAGUGUGAAAACUGCGAUAAGGUACAGCACACCCGGCACGUGUUUACGGACCCCAGCAACCUGCAGCGCCACAUCCGCUCACAGCACGUAGGAGCGCGCGCUCACACCUGCCCCGAGUGUGGCAAGACCUUCGCCACCUCCUCGGGCCUCAAGCAGCACAAGCACAUUCACAGCAGUGUCAAGCCCUUCAUCUGCCCAUGUGGGCUGUGUGUCUCCCCAGGCGAGGUGUGCCACAAGUCCUACACGCAGUUCUCCAACCUGUGCCGCCACAAGCGCAUGCACGCCGACUGCCGCACCCAGAUCAAGUGUAAGGACUGUGGCCAGAUGUUCAGCACUACCUCCUCCCUCAACAAGCACCGGCGCUUCUGUGAGGGCAAGAACCAUUACGGCCCUGCUGGGGGACUUUUCGCUCCCGGCAUCCCCAUGAGCAGCAGCCCCAUCCUGGCCAAGUCCAAGCACCACCAUCCCCACCACCACCCGGGCCUCAACCACUCGGGCCUGGCCUUCCCCGACUACUUCCCCUCCCGGCCACACCCUCACCCCCAUGCCGGCCUUCCCUUCUCCCCUGGGCCACAUGGUUUCCCUUCGCUCUCCCACGGCUUCCCAGGCCUUUUCCCCCCCUCGCUCUACCCCCGGCCGCCCUUACUGCCCCCAAGCCCGAUGCUGAAGAGCCCCCUGGGCAACAACAGUAACAACGGUGGGAUUCAGGAGGGCAAGCUGCCCCGCAGCCCCCUGGACGGGCCUCCACUGUCUCUGGUCAGCUCCAUUAACAACAACAAUGGAGGUGGUAGUCUCCUCAGCAGCCAGGAGAGGGAGGACAAGGAUAGGCUGGCGUACGGCGAGGCCAAGGCCAAGGCCAAGAUGUCGGAGGUGUCGGACGGCAGUGACCUGGAGGACGUCAACACCACCAGCGGCACCGACCUGGACACCACCACCGGCACCGCCUCGGGUUCAGACUUAGACAGCGACGCAGAGAGCGAGCGGGAACAACGGGAGCGGAGCACCGGCGCCAAGAGGAGGAAGGCGGCGGGCGCUGGAGGGGCGAGGGGGGCGGAGAGGGCGGGUCUGGACGGGCGGCCGGACGACGUGAGUAGUGGCUCGGUGUCGGCGGUGUCCAGCUUGAGCAACCUGGCCUGCGAGCGUCCCUCCUUCCUCUCCGGCGCCUCCCAGCACUCCUUCUUCCCGCCUCCGGAGGAGCAGGCGCUGCCACCCACCACCACAGGGGGCGCCGCUGCCACUGACUCCAUCAAGGCCAUCGCCUCCAUCGCAGAGAAGUACUUUGGCCCUGGCCUCAUGGGCCUGCAGGAGAAGAAGAUCGGCUCGCUGCCCUACCAUUCCAUGUUCCCCUUCCAGUUCUUACCCAACUUCCCUCACUCCCUCUACCCCUUCGCAGAGCGGGCCGGCACCCUCAACCCCGGCAUGUUCUUCAAGGCUGAGCCCAAGUCACCUCGUGAGCAGCAUCCGACACCCCACAAAAUGUCCGCCCCGGGCACUGGAGAGUCAUCGCCCUUCGACCUCACCACCAAGCCCAAGGAGGCCAAGCCGGCCCCACCGGCCCCCUCCAAGCCCACCCCACCCAGCAGUAGCAGCAACGCCCCCCUCAUUCUCCCCGGGGGUGAGGAGCAGCCGCUGGACCUGAGCAUCGGCAGCCGCCGACGGGACGGACACAACGGGAUGGUGGCCCCCGAGCAACCGCCCAGCCGCAAGAACCACCGCAAGGAGGAGCACCCCGGCAGCCACCCGCACUCCCACGCCCAGCACCCCCAGGGCCACUCCCUCCUCCAGCCCCCGCUGCCCCAGCAACAGCAGUCCCUGGCUCAGCCGCCCCAGCAGCAGCCCUCCCUGCACUACGCCAAGCCCUCACCCUUCUUCAUGGACCCAAUAUACAGCAGGGUGGAAAAGAGGAAGUUACUGGACCCUGUGGGAGCUCUGAAGGAGAAGUACCUGAGGCCCAGCCCGCUGCUCUUUCAUCCACAGCUACAGUAUCUUUACCGUGGUACACCUUCUUUACCUCAGAUGUCGGCCAUGGAGAACAUGACGGAGAAGCUGGAGAGCUUCGGCGCUCUCAAACUGGACGCCCCGCCCAACUCACUGCAGCACUCCGCCCACCCGCUCUUCAACUUCCGCUCGCCGCCGCCCUCCCUCUCCGACGCCAUCCUCCGCAAAGGCAAAGAGCGUUACACCUGCAGGUACUGUGGGAAGAUCUUCCCCAGGUCAGCUAAUCUUACCAGGCACUUACGGACACACACAGGAGAGCAGCCCUACAGGUGUAAAUACUGUGACCGUUCGUUCAGCAUCUCCUCCAACCUCCAGCGGCAUGUUCGUAACAUCCACAACAAGGAGAAGCCCUUCAAGUGUCACCUGUGCAACCGCUGCUUCGGCCAGCAGACCAACCUGGACCGUCACCUCAAGAAGCACGAGCAUGAGAGCAUCCCCGUGAGUCAACACUCUGGGAUCCUCUCCAACCUAGGAAACAACGCUUCCUCUCCCAACUCCGAGCCAGACAAUCAUGCACUUUUAGAUGAGAAGGAAGACUCGUACUUCUCGGAAAUCCGCAACUUCAUUUCCAACAGCGAGCUGAACCAGGCAUCCAGCUCAACAGACAAGAGGUCAGAGGUUGCGGAAGAGGAGCGUCCAUCUAGCCACAGCCUGUCCAACUCCAAGAUGGCAGCCCGGGGGCUGGAGGAAGAGGAGGAGGAGGCGGAGGGAGAUGACGAAGAGGAGGAGGAAGGCAGCCUGACAGAGAAGUCUCAGGACGAGGCGCCUGAGUCCCCCUCCCCGGUCACUAUGGUUACGCCGGAGGCGUACGAGGACGAAGAAGAGGAGGAGGCGGAAGAAGAGGAGGAGGCCACACCGCUAGCCAUGAGCUACGAACACACCCGCAGGUGUAUAGAGGAAGACGGUGGGCUGUUAGACCUGGAGUCCCUGCCCAGCUUCCCCAAGGGCCUGGAGCUGCAUAAGGCCAGCAGCAGCGAGGAGCCCCCCUUUGAUGUUAAAGACAUUUUUAACACCGCCUCGCUCGAGUCUGAGGCCCUGAAAGAGACUCUGUACAGGCAGGCUAAAACCCAGGCUUAUGCAAUGAUGCUGUCUCUGUCGGAGAACAACCCUUUGCACGCGUCCUCCCAGAACUCACUGGAUGCCUGGCUGAGCAUGGGAGGAGGCCCGUCCGAGACGAGCAGCUUUCACCCACUCAACCACAUCUAGGAGAGAGAGGAGGGAGGCAGUAUAGUAUCACGAUAAAAAUAAGAAAAGUGACACAGAGAGAGAGAGAGAGAGAGAGAGCGCGGCAGAAAGUAGGAGGCUACUACGGAGGAGAACUCACCUUCACACACCCCCGGCCUGAGAAGAGAGAGGACUCCUGGCUCCUGCCCUUCUCUGUGUGUGUGGGUGUGUGUGUUUUUGUGUGCGUACGCACGCGCGCUUACGCGCAUUGAUUCGUGCAUGCCCACGUUAGUGCGUGUGUGUACGAGGGGCCCCUCAGACAAACAGACAGUCGCAGGCAGAGAUCCUCCCUGUAGAGGAGUGAAGGACAUCCCAGGAUUGACCACCACAAACCCCAGUCAUUCUACAAGACCCGCCCACUCCGCCCCAGCGAACCCCUUUGGUUGGACUCUCAGAGACAGUUAUGUUUGAGUGUGUAAACGCAUCACUAGGAGAGCAAAACACCCAUCUAUUCUACACAGUCUAACACAAUGUCUCAAUAGCAACAGAUAACAGUAACAGUAACAGUCGGUCUGGAACAUAUGCACUGCAUGUCCAUAGGGGGGUGCUGUUUCACUGGGUGGGAGGAGCAGCAGUAUCAACACAUAGUGGGGAUGUACUAACUAGCUCGUUAGCUGAUGGACCCCCCCCCCCCCCCCCCCCAUCAUAUCCAAUGCCUUCACUCUCUUCAUUCUUGUUUCAAAUCAAUAAUAGCACAAUGAUAAAUGUUAGAGCAGGAAACGGCACUCUGGCUUUUGUUUAUGAAGAAAGUACAGUAGGAUGAUGCAUCAAGCUCGAAUGGCAAUGAUGUCAUGGAGAAUGACCGCCCCCCAACAUAUAAUGGGCAUUGCAGAGGACAAAGUCUCGACCUCAAAAGUUAUCCGGUGAACAAGAGGUUAAAUGGAUGUCCAUUGGUUAGAAUAGGGAAAGCCUGUUUUUCCCUUUUUUGCUCAUUUGUUAACGUGAUUCCAUUUUAUGUUUUUCUCUUUGAUAAAACAGUAUUGUCUCAUUCUAGGCACCUCCGUGCUCAAAUGUUAAUAUAAUUAUUUAGUGAAGGACCAAAAUUGUAUGAUAUUGUUGUAUGAUGUACAAAAUAACCUGGACGUUCAUAGCAAGAGUGGUAUGUGCCAAAUAACCCAUAGAAAAGGUUUUGUUCUCCGACAAUCAUUUCUUUUUCGAGGGGUUUUAAUUGCUGUCAUAGUUGUUGUUUUUACCUUCUUAUAUAUUUGAUUUAAAGAGUGUGUGUAAUUCUAUUUAUUUAGGUUAAAAAAAAAUGUCACGAUUGGAGACAAGUGACAAAUGAAAACACGAAAAAAAAACGUAUUUUGUUUUAUCCCUCUUUUAAGUGUUGCUGAAGGAAUGAAGUUGAAUCGAAACGCGACCGAGAUUUUGAAUCUCGGUUUCAAUGUUUUUUUUCUGUAAAGACCAGUGUGCCAAAUUAGAAAGAAAGCAUGAAAAUCAGCUGUUUUUAUUUCUAGUGACACGGUAGUUCUAGAUUGUUUAGGUCAUGUUUUGCAAUGCUGUGUCUAGCAUGAGGUUUGGUUUGUCUCGUUUCAGUUCAACCAUUUCAACCAGUAUGCUGAUGUGUUUUGUGUUGGAAGUCUUACGGUGGUCAUUUAAUGAAAUGGAAGCCUUCACUAUGAAUGUCAGGGGAUUUGGAUGCCAGGGCAUUGUAUUGUUAGCUUAUCAUUGAUCCUAAGUAUAAGUAACUACAUUUCACUCGAUAACAAAUCCAAUUAACUCAAGCAGUUUAUUAGUGCUCAGAUUCUGCUAUGAUGGUUUCAAAUUGUAGGAUUUUUUAAUGUGACCGUGUGGUUUUAGAAAAAAAAAUGUCUCGGAAUGCCCAGUCAUUGAUAAAAUCUUCAUUGUUUUUCAGAUAGUGUCCAACUACAGUGUAGCAUUCUAUCAUAUUUCCACUUGUUAGUAGAACUUGCAUUACUCUCGGGGUUAAAUGGUUCUGUAACUAGUGUUGACACGAGGGUUUCGACAGCCGAGAGACUUUUAAUCCUGAGAAGAGUAUGUUUCUUCCUUGGAGGCAUAUAACCCGCUGGUCAUAGCUUGAUGGUUCACCCUUUACUCCAUCUGUAACUGAGAUGAGUUUGAUUGUCUGUAAAGGGUUUUAACACCCAGCAGAACACAUUUACUGUACUGUGAGACCAGCAAAAGAAUUAAACAGUCAAACUAGGAAAGAAAUCAAACCAGGAAAUGCUUCUGGUUUGGAGAGAAAUAUGACAUACAUAGGAUUUUAAGUUUCAAAGACUUCUAUUCACUUUGUAUUCAUAUUUGCAAACACACUCUUUUUGAUAAAUUCCUUGUCAAUUCCCUUCCUCCCAAUUAUCUUCUCAUUUACGGGAUUUCAUUCCAAACUGUAGACAAAGGUAGAGAUGGCACUUAAUACUGCGCAGGGGUUUUUAUUUCAUGUCGCUGUAAGUUGAAGGGUUGUUCACUGUAAAUUGCAAAAGUUGCUUUCACGCUGGACAUGUGAAUGAAGACUUUCAGGACUGUGCGGGAAAGGUUCAGGCCAGCACUUAAACAACAAACUGGGCAGGCAUGGGUCUCUGUCACUAAAGAGUUACUAGGAGUUAACCUGAUUUGCCUCACUUGGAGUGGAUGAUCAACCCUCACUUAAAAUGAUGAUGAACUUGGAAAAAAAUCAGUAACUGAAGCACUGUAAUUUAAUUUUUUUGUCAGCAGGUGGCAGGGUGAUACUAGUUUUGCUGCAUCAUUUCAUGUCCGAUGAUAAUGAUGUCAGAGGUCUCUGUCUUGCUAUACUAAAUGUGGAUCCACGGUUAACACAUUGUUUUGCAAUACAUUACUAUUAAAUGCAGAGACUGGGGUUACUAAAUAUUUAGGUAUACUAUAUAUGGAGUAAUUCAUGUCAUGUACUACUGUAAUAAGUGCGCGCUGUCGGUUGUAGAAUUAUGGAUGCACAUUGAAGUCAAAGAUCACAUUGCCAGCUUUUGAAAGGAUCUGGCAAAUGGUCACAAACUGAUAACUUCAGAAUACGGUUGCUGUUCUUUCCCCACUGUUACAGGAAAAAGUACAAAAAAACAACAAAAAAAAGUUUCUUUUUAACUGUAUAGUAUUUUAAAAAACAAUGUUGCAUAUGUCUGAAAAAUUCAAUGAAAAAAAUAUGGGUUUAAAUGGAUGGUGCUCGUUUCAUUUGAAUCCGAGUUGUAUCACCUCUGUUAUGUUUAUUAAAAAGAUAUUGUGCAUGACGUGUUUGGCAGUCAUAAUGAUGUCCAUUUGUGAAAUGUGUAUCUUAAAUUAAAAAAUGAAAUAAAAAAUGAUGAAUCCGUAGAUGCACUUAUUGUACAUGUGGUUAGGUUAGUAGGUUUGACUUCAAGUCCUUACAGAUGUAUUGGGCAGGUGGUUCUUAAAUGAAUACAAAAAAGAUUGUGGGAGAAAGCUGUAAUGAAAAAAAUGAAAGGAUUGUAGAAUAAUAUUGAACAAUUCUGAAAUUGAAGUUUUUUUGAUGCUUGUGAUUAUUGAAGAUGUACUUCAGAGAAAUUUCAUGGAAUUGAUAUGAUUCUGAUGUUAAUUCUGUAGAAUAGAAAUGUAUACCAAAUGUAAUCUUUCCAAUGCUAUGAAGAAUUUAUACAUGAAAUUGAUAUGCAAUAAAAACCUGUGUGCUUUUUA
Messenger RNA from Oncorhynchus kisutch (coho salmon), 8156 nucleotides. RefSeq names its product PR domain containing 16 (gene prdm16). Gene Ontology annotation, biological process: regulation of transcription by RNA polymerase II. Gene Ontology annotation, molecular function: protein binding; histone H3K9 methyltransferase activity; DNA-binding transcription factor activity, RNA polymerase II-specific. NCBI's taxonomy places the organism in Eukaryota, Metazoa, Chordata, Actinopteri, Salmoniformes, Salmonidae. Gene Ontology annotation, cellular component: nucleus. Bases 771 to 4520 code for a protein of 1249 amino acids. The record is from RefSeq and is a predicted model, not a curated record. The transcript has 14 exons.